Molecule: messenger RNA, 2154 nt
Organism: Leptonychotes weddellii (Weddell seal)
Lineage: Eukaryota; Metazoa; Chordata; Mammalia; Carnivora; Phocidae
Source: RefSeq, a predicted model, not a curated record
CCAUGUCUGUCCACAGAUCCCGCUUCUCAGAAGAUGCACUAUUAUAGAUACUCUAACGCCGAGGUCAGCUGCUGGUACAAGUACCUCCUUUUCAGCUACAACAUUGUCUUCUGGAACCAGUGCUGCGGGGCAUAUGGGCCUGAAGACUGGGACCUCAACGUCUACUUCAACUGCAGCGGUGCCAGCUACAGCCGCGAGAAGUGUGGGGUGCCCUUCUCCUGCUGCGUGCCGGACCCCGCGCAAAAAGUUGUGAACACACAGUGUGGAUAUGAUGUCAGGACCCAGCUGAAGAGCAAGUGGGACGAGUCCAUCUUCACAAAAGGCUGCAUCCAGGCACUGGAGGGCUGGCUUCCGCGCAAUAUUUACAUCGUGGCCGGCGUCUUCAUCGCCAUCUCCCUGCUACAGAUUUUUGGCAUCUUCCUGGCGAAGACCUUGAUCUCGGACAUUGAGGCGGUGAAGGCAGGCCAUCACUUCUGAGGAACAGAGGUGAGCAAGCAGAGCUGAGCCACGCCAUGGAGGCCAGAGCCCUUCACUCCUGUCAAGUCGACAUCCAGAGGGAGAGAAGUGGACGCACCCAGCCAGAGCCAGCACCCUGUCUUCGGCCUCAGCGUGCCGCAACCUCCCUGUUUGUGUUUGCUGGUGCUGAAGACCGUGGGGCCCCUCUGACCUGCACGGACUUGGGACGGAGACCCCCCCCCGGGGUCUACCUAGAGACAGAGAACAUGUCUUUAAGCGGGGGUGGUGACUCUGAGGGACAGAAGGCUCCCGUGGCUGUGAAAAGGGCUUGACUUGGUUCUCUUGGAGACUAAGCGUGUCUGCAGGGCACCCUGGCCUCCCCACUCGUGUCACUGGUGCUGGCCCGGAGGGCAGCCUCGUCUGCUGCGGGUGGGACAUGGGGGCGGGGGGGCCCAGCAGACGCGGACGAGGCUUCUCCCAGCAGCAGAAGGACCUGGGGAGGGGAAGGGGCACAGGUGGACCAUGCCAGCAGAGCCUGUGGUGUCUGCACAAGUCGGGGGAUGUUUGCAGGAUCCUCAGCCAUGUCCAAGUAAGCCAGAGCCAUGUGUGGACGGUGCCCCGGAGCGCCCCGUCCGCUGCCCCUGCCAGGGCGAGACCCGCCUCCAGCUUCGACAGCGGAGUGCCCGAUGGCACGGAGGGAGGGGGGCGUGGGCAGGGUUCUCCUGAGUCGGCUCUCCUUCUCUGAAAGUGUGUAAAUAGUUUAUUUAUAGGGAUAAGAAUGUUCUCACACCGUUUCUUCAUUUCCUCUGGCAUUCCCUCCAAGCAGCCUUACACGGUGUCUGGGACUGAAACCAUCCCUCUCAGUUCCUUUGAGUGUCUCAAGAACCAACCCCAUCACUUCCCCUUUUCAUGCCUCACAGCCCAGGUGCACACGCGCGCUCCCCCUUCCUCUGUGCACCCCCAGCUCACAUGCACCCACUCCCCUCCCCAGCUUGGCCUCGCCGGCUUCUGGUCUUGGUGCUACUGAAACCGCCACCCGGAACUUGAAUCCUGACACACACACACACCCCUCCCGCCCAAGGCAAGGGCCGGAGACGGCCAGCCUGGAACCUGUGACCAGGGCUCCUGUCGAGGCCACAUGCUAAGGGCCGCUGGUCGGCCUGGCAUUUGCCUCUCCCUGGAGAGCGGACCUGCGGCCGGGCCCCUGUGUGGAGCCGGAGACCCCAGCCUGCAGCUGUGUAGAAGCUCGGGAUGGUUCUUUUUUUUGGCUAACCUUUGUGAUGACCCCCCUCCGCUGUCCCCAAUCAGGAUGUCUGUGGUGAUCAUGUCCACCCUCCCUGGCAGGGCUGUCCUGGGGCUUGCUCUUGGAAAUGAAGUCUGUCUUAUGUACCGAAUGGUUUGUGUGUCUUUGGCUGGGCUCCUCUCUUAACGCUUCUCUGGAUCUUGUACCAGUUCUGUCCUCAUCAUUCAGGGAUUGAGUGCUACCUUCACUGACUUGCCGAAGUGUACAUGCUAGUGUGGUGUAUACUGGUGGGUGUUUGUUGAUGAUGUUAUGAUUUUUGUUUUUGUUCUUGUUUUUUUUUUUUUUCUUUACAAUUUUCUCUGUAGACUAGAGGAAGAAGAAUGCUUGUGUUUUCAGGAAGUAUGAUGCUUUUCUUUGACUGCCAAACUCUUUUAUGGAAUAUAUCUUUAUAUUAA